Leptidea sinapis is the source of this 2112-nucleotide messenger RNA. It is a transcript of the gene Fpgs1, whose product is annotated as folylpolyglutamate synthase, mitochondrial. The record is from RefSeq and is a predicted model, not a curated record. Lineage: Eukaryota; Metazoa; Arthropoda; Insecta; Lepidoptera; Pieridae. Gene Ontology annotation, biological process: tetrahydrofolylpolyglutamate biosynthetic process. Gene Ontology annotation, cellular component: mitochondrion; cytosol; cytoplasm. The transcript is spliced from 8 exons. Bases 275 to 1765 code for a protein of 496 amino acids. Gene Ontology annotation, molecular function: tetrahydrofolylpolyglutamate synthase activity; ATP binding.
AAUUUUCUUUAUUAUAGGUUAUGUUUAUUGUUUACAAAUAGUCCGCCAAAUACCGGAACAAUUCUGAUUAUGAUUACUCAAUACCACUAUAAAACAUGGGUCAGAUGUCACAAUCAGCUAUCAGUAUUUGCUUAACGUUUGUUCAACGAAUAAUAGUUAUGUGUAAUGAAAGCCAUGUGAUCUCGUGCCUCAAGUCAUGAAUCUUUUAUCUUAGCAAUUAUUACGACAUCAGUAGUUGAUCUACGGUCUGCAGUUUUUUGCUAAAUCGUUUAGUAUGACCUUUACUGGUAUAAGUUUAUGUCGUCGUCUAGUUCAAUUUGUUGUAAUUAAAAGAAUGUCUUCUAAUAACUUUGGAUACGAGGGUGCUAUCAGCAACUUAAACUUAUUGCAGUCAAAUAAAUCAGCUAUAGAACAAAUAAGAAAGGAUAUUAGAACUGGUCAGAAAUGUGACAACAUACAGCUAAUGGAGGACUACUUAAUGAGAACUGGAGUGCCACUGUCCAAGCUUGAUCAGUUAUCUGUGAUUCAUGUUGCAGGCACUAAAGGAAAGGGGUCAACGAGUGCGAUGUGCGAGUCAAUCCUCCGUCACCACGGGUACAGGACUGGCUUCUACUCGUCACCUCACCUAGUAGCCGUGAGGGAACGGAUCAGGCUUGCUGGUAGACCAUUGACUGAAGAAGUAUUUGCAAAGUAUUUCCAUAGAGUGUGGGAUGCACUAUACAGAACGCAGAAAUAUAAAGGAGACAUGCCGAAGUAUUUCUCAUUUUUAACGGUGCUGGCAUUUAAUGUGUUCCUGGAAGAGAAAGUAGAUGUUGCCAUCAUUGAGGUUGGCAUCGGUGGCAUUGUGGAUUACACUAACGUAUUAAGAAAGGUUCCAAUAGUCGGUAUCACAGCGCUGGGCUUAGAUCAUACGUCGAUACUGGGGAGCACCCUGCCGGAAAUAGCGCGGGCGAAGGCGGGUAUUAUGAAGCCGGGAUGUGUGGCUUAUACCGUGCAGCAGCCUCAAGAUGCUAUGGAAGUUCUCAACUCAGUCGCUGAUAAACUUGGUUGUCCACUCACAGUGGCGCCGGAGUAUGACUCCUAUACAUAUCAGAAUGGACUUAAAUUCUCUAUAGAACUAGAGGCUUACAGAAUUAAUGUAUCUUUAGCGAUUCAGUUAGCUCAUGCUUGGAUAAAAACGAGACAAGAUUCUAAUAAUUGUUUGGCUAAUGGUGAUAAAGUCGUUAAUAGCCAUGUUAUGAAAACAUUAUCUAAGGAAACGGUUAUGGGUGUUCGAGAAUGUAAUUGGCCUGGGAGGUAUCAAGUUAUAGAUACUAAUUAUGGGAGUGUUUAUUUGGACGGUGCUCACACAAGAGAGUCAAUGGAAAUCUGCGCGAGAUGGUUUCUUGAAAAGAGCAGGUUUGAAGAUAAUGUUUUAAUAUUUAGUGCUACUGGUGAUCGAGAUCCUGUUAUGCUUUUGAAACCUUUACAACAAAUUAAAUUUUCAUACGUAUUCUUUGUGGUACCAACAGCUCACAAAGUGCAAAAUAAUAAGAAUGACAACUUUUCAAUAACGGAAAAAGAUGAGGGUUUGACAAAAUGUGAAAGUCAUGCGAAAAUCUGGCGACAGAAUAAUGACGUAACGAGUAAUAUUUUUGUUUUCGCAUGUGUAUCAGACGCUUUAUUAAUAAUAAAACAAAAAAGUCAGAUGUCUGUUUUGGUAACCGGUUCGUUACAUUUAGUGGGAGCAACUUUAUCGUUGAUAGAUCCACAUCUAAAUGAUUAGUUAAUAAUGUAUAAACUAAAAUAUAAGAAAAUGUAUUAUAAUUUUACACUAACUUAUUACGCUCAAAGCGAUGGAAACGUCUUUAAAUUGAAAAGAAUUUAUUAACUAAUGUUAACACAAAUCAAAUUGGGUGAGAGAGAAUCUGUCUUUUAGUCAUAAGAAUAUUGUGAUAUAUAUGUUGAGAAUGAGAAUAUUAGUACGAUUUACACUACCUACAUGCGCGCCUGAGUGUGUAAAGAAACAUUUUAUUUUAUAUUAAUUGUUAAAUAGCUGUAUUAUGACUGUUGCCUUAUAUUUCAAUUGUUUUAUGUUUUAGUUAAAGCAAUAAAAAUAUUUUGCUCAUCUUA